This is a messenger RNA of Kuraishia capsulata CBS 1993, 2856 nucleotides long. RefSeq lists its product as uncharacterized. Lineage: Eukaryota; Fungi; Ascomycota; Pichiomycetes; Pichiales; Pichiaceae. The transcript has a single exon. The record is from RefSeq and is a predicted model, not a curated record. Gene Ontology annotation, biological process: canonical glycolysis; fructose 6-phosphate metabolic process; fructose 1,6-bisphosphate metabolic process. The coding region runs from base 1 to 2856 and encodes 951 amino acids. Gene Ontology annotation, molecular function: monosaccharide binding; identical protein binding; ATP binding. Gene Ontology annotation, cellular component: cytoplasm; mitochondrion; 6-phosphofructokinase complex.
AUGACCCAAGAACCGCUGUUCAACGGAACCUCGUGCGUUGCGCUGUACGCAGCUACUGGUCCGCUGUUCAAGGACACAGUGAACUUUUACAGGGAUAUCCUCGGGUUUUCUGUGGUAUCAGAGGAUUCGCAAUCUACGUGUCUGGCGGUUAACCAUGGUCUGGAAUCCAGUGCCGUGGUAGUGACGCUGGACACCGCCAAAGCAGAAUCCCCAAGCCAGAUUAGCGACAACAUCGACAACUUUGCGAGGCACGCCGUUUCUCGUGAUUGGCGUACUUUGUUGGGCAACGUAUCCUUUAAGACGAAUGAUAUACGUGGUUUGACUGACUCUCUUUCAGCUGCUGGAUGUCUGGUGCAACUCAAGCCGGAUGACCUUGACCCGUUCGAGCUCUACACUGUGGAUCCACUGGGCACUCUAGUGGGCUUUUCGGCCUUGCAGAACCCUUUCGGAGUUGCCAAGCCGCCUGGACAGAAGCCUGUGGAGGUGUCCACACCAUUGGGAACUCCAGGGGCUGCCACUCCUGCCAGAGUGGUGGACUCCGUUUCGAGAGCCGGUAUCCAACGCAACAUUGCCGUGAUGACCUCCGGUGGUGAUGCGCCCGGAAUGAAUGCCAACGUGCGCGCUGUAAUCCGCACGGCCAUCUUCAGGGGUAGCAGGGCUUUUGCCAUUUACGAAGGCUACACGGGACUUGUUCGUGGUGGUCCGGAGUACAUCCGUGAGAUGCAUUGGCACGAUGUUCGUGGCUGGCUCGCCGAAGGAGGUACCAAUAUCGGAACUGCACGUUGCAAGGAGUUUCGUGAACGGGCGGGCAGACUUCAGGCCUGUUUUAAUCUGAUUUCCGCUGGAAUUGAUGCCUUGGUCGUUUGUGGAGGAGAUGGCUCUUUGACAGGUGCAGACCUGUUCCGGGCCGAAUGGCCUUCUUUAGUAGAGGAAUUAGCCAGUUCCGGCAAGAUUUCAGCUGAUCAGGCCACACAAUAUGCUACUCUGAACAUUUGCGGAACAGUCGGCUCGAUUGAUAACGAUAUGGCGUCUACAGAUGCCACCAUCGGAGCCUAUUCGUCUCUGGCACGUAUCUGUCAGGCAAUCGACUACAUUGAUGCUACUGCCAAUUCUCAUCAAAGAGCGUUUGUGGUGGAAGUGAUGGGUCGUCACUGUGGUUGGUUGGCGUUGAUGGCUGGUAUUGCUACGAACGCAGACUACAUUUUCAUCCCCGAGAAGCCAGCCUCCAAGAAGGACUGGGAAGACCACAUGUGCGGUAUCGUUGGAAAACACAGAAAGCGCGGCAAGCGGAAGACCAUCGUUAUUGUUGCUGAGGGUGCUAUUUCAAACGAUCUUAAACCAAUCACAUGCAAGGAUGUGCUAAAGGUUUUGGUUGACAGACUCGGUCUGGACACUAGGAUCACAACCUUGGGCCACGUCCAACGUGGAGGAACAGCAGUUGCUUACGACCGUAUUCUGGCCACCAGACAAGGUGUUGCGGCAGUUGAUGCCGUUUUGGCAGGAAACGCCGAUACUCCUUCGCCAAUGAUCGCCGUGGCUGAAAACAAAAUCGUUUCUAGACCUUUGGUCGAUGCCGUAAGACUGACGAAGCAAGUUGCGGAGGCCAUAGAGAACCGUGACUUUGCCAAAGCAAUCUCUCUUCGUGAUGCUGAGUUCAACGAGCAUCUCCACAACUUCAUGGCCAUCAACUCGGCCGACCACGGAGAACCUACUCUGCCUGUUGAGAAGCGCAAAAGGAUAGCAAUUGUCAACGUAGGAGCUCCAGCUGGUGGUAUGAACAGUGCGGUUCACGCUAUGGCGUGCUAUUGUAUGUCCAGAGGCCACACACCAUAUGCCAUCCACAAUGGGUUUUCAGGUCUGGCUCGUCACGAGAGUGUGCGGUCGAUUUCGUGGCUUGACAUUGAAGGCUGGAACUCUCUUGGUGGUUCCGAGAUCGGUACCAAUAGGUGUGUUCCAGAAGACACUGAUAUCGGUAUGGUGGCCUACUAUCUGGAAAAAUACCGUUUUGAUGGGCUGAUUUUGGUUGGUGGUUUCGAAGCGUUUGUGUCUCUAAGUCAACUAGAACAUGCCAGAGCAGCAUAUCCAGCUUUCCGGAUUCCAAUGGUGCUCAUUCCAGCCACCAUUUCCAACAACGUUCCGGGAACCGAAUAUUCUCUUGGCUCCGACACCUGCUUGAACUCGCUGGUUGAUUACUGUGAUGUGAUCAAGCAAUCUGCUGCAGCCACCAGAAACCGCGUGUUUGUGGUUGAAGUGCAGGGAGGAAACUCUGGUUAUAUCGCUUCUUUUGCUCAGUUAGCUUCUGGAGCAACUGCUUCAUAUGUCCCUGAAGAGGGUAUUUCUUUGACCCAGUUAGAACACGAUAUCGCAUCUCUGCGUGAGUCCUUUGCCAAUGACAACGGAAAGACCAAGUCAGGUCGUCUCAUUCUGAAGUCUGCCAAUUCCUCCAAGGUUUUGACUACUCAGGUGAUUGCAGACAUCAUCAACCAGGAGUCUCGCAAGCGUUUCGAUGCUAAGACUGCUGUUCCAGGUCAUGUUCAGCAGGGAGGUCUUCCUUCGCCUAUUGAUCGUACCAGAGCUGCCAGAUUUGCAGUUAGGGCUGUUCAGUUUAUCGAGGAUAAUACAGAGCUUAUGAGUGGAAUUCGCGAUACAUGGGAGCCUGUUGAGACUCUGUCUCGUCCAGAAGUGACAGCCACAGCUGCUGUCCUUGGAGUUGAGCGCUCGCAUCUGAGGUUCACUCCAGUGAGGAGGUUGUAUGAUUUUGAAUCUAACCAAGGCAAGAGGGUGAGGAAGAAGAUCUUCUGGGACGAAGUGAGGGAGAUUGGAGAUAUGUUGGUGGGUAGGAGCAAAGCGGCUUGA